Piliocolobus tephrosceles (Ugandan red Colobus) is the source of this 631-nucleotide messenger RNA. RefSeq names its product ADP/ATP translocase 3-like. Gene Ontology annotation, cellular component: mitochondrial inner membrane. Gene Ontology annotation, molecular function: ATP:ADP antiporter activity. Gene Ontology annotation, biological process: mitochondrial ATP transmembrane transport; mitochondrial ADP transmembrane transport; negative regulation of mitochondrial outer membrane permeabilization involved in apoptotic signaling pathway. The transcript has 2 exons. The annotation marks the transcript as partial. The record is from RefSeq and is a predicted model, not a curated record. NCBI's taxonomy places the organism in Eukaryota, Metazoa, Chordata, Mammalia, Primates, Cercopithecidae.
GUGGGCGUGGCGUCGGCGCUUCAGCGGCUACGCGGUAGCCGCUCCGUCCUUUCCGUCCCGGCGGCGGCAGGGCUGAGCCAGCGACGCCCUCCAUUCACUCUCCGCGCCCGCUCUCCGGCUGUCCGCCCGUUCCGCUGCCCGCCCCGCCACCAUGACGGAACAGGCCAUCUCCUUCGCCAAGGACUUUUUGGCCGGAGGCAUCGCCGCUGCCAUCUCCAAGACGGCCGUGGCUCCGAUCGAGCGCGUCAAGCUGCUGCUGCAGGUCCAGCACGCCAGCAAGCAGAUCGCCGCCGACAAGCAGUACAAGGGCAUCGUCGACUGCAUCGUCCGUAUCCCCAAGGAGCAGGGCGUGUUGUCUUUCUGGAGGGGCAACCUGGCCAACGUCAUCCGCUACUUUCCCACUCAAGCCCUCAACUUCGCCUUCAAGGAUAAGUACAAGCAGAUCUUCCUGGGGGGCGUGGACAAGCACGCGCAGUUCUGGAGAUACUUCGCGGGCAACCUGGCCUCCGGCGGUGCGGCCGGCGCCACCUCCCUCUGCUUCGUGUACCCCCUGGAUUUCGCCAGAACCCGCCUGGCCGCGGACGUGGGAAAGUCAGGCACAGAGCGCGAGUUCCGGGGCCUGGGAGACUGC